Molecule: messenger RNA, 537 nt
Organism: Lontra canadensis (Northern American river otter)
Lineage: Eukaryota; Metazoa; Chordata; Mammalia; Carnivora; Mustelidae
Product: 60S ribosomal protein L9-like
Exons: 1
Coding region: 1-537 (178 amino acids)
Biological process (GO): cytoplasmic translation
Cellular component (GO): cytosolic large ribosomal subunit; ribosome
Molecular function (GO): structural constituent of ribosome; rRNA binding
Source: RefSeq, a predicted model, not a curated record
AUGAAGACCAUUCUCAUCAAUCAGACUGUCAACAUUCCAAAGGAUGUGGACAACACUCGGAAAGGACCCACUAUCGUUGUGAAGGGCCCCAGAGGAGCCCUGCGAAGGGACCUCAAUCACAUCAACGUAGAGUUCAGUCUCCUUGGAAAGAAAAAGAUGACGCUCUGGGUUGACAAAUGGUGGGAAACUUGGAAAGAACUGACUACUGUUCGCCCUAUCUGUAGUCACAUACAGAACAUGAUCAAGGGCGUCGCCCUGGGCUCCUGUUACCAGAUGAGGUCUGUAUGUGCUCACUUCCCCAUCCAUGCUGUUAUUCAGGAGAAGGACUCUCUUGUUGAAAUCCAAAAUUUCCUGGAUGAAAAAUACAUCUGCGGAGUUCAGAUGAGGACAGGUGUUGUUUGUUCAGUAUCUCAGGCCCAAAAAGCUGAAUUAGUUCUUGAAGGAAAUGACAUUGAACUCACAUCAAAGUCAGCUGCUGUGAUGCAGCACACCUCAAAAGUUGAAAACAAGGAGAGCAGAAAACUUCUGGAUGAUUAG